CGGCAACUCGUAAAGCUGCAAACCGUUCCGACCGGCGACCGCCGACCAGUGACCACCAUGUCCGCCGUUCGAUUUCUCGUAAUCCGUAUUCCCGUGUCUCAUAUUGUCAAAUAGUCAAUAGUCAAUACUUAAAAGUCAUACUCUUAUAGUCUCGGCUUUCUUCAGUCUCCUCUAAUGUCCUGUUAGUGUGUUGACACUUUUCGUUCAGAUUUGCGACUUACUUUGUUUUUAAGCUGCUAUUCAUUAGCUGUAACAAUAGCUCAAGCCUUUGUCACAGACAAGAUGUCUGCCCCGAUCAACGAGGGGGCUUCCACCUCUGCUGGUCUGUCAGAGUACGAACUCUUACGGCAAGAGAACAUGAAUAAACUGAAGCACGAGGUGGGCGAUAUAUUUAGUAAUGCUCUGCAAAGUUCCCAGAACAUUAAAACAAAUUUGCGAUUCCGGAGUGGUAGAAGGGCAGCUCAUAUACCAGGGCUACGAGUGAAAUUAUUCUCUAAACUGGAAAAAUCAUCAAAGGCGAAAAGGGCUCAAAGAGAAGAUAUCCGUCGAUCAUCACGUUCUAAAAAAAAGCAAAUUUACUAUGAUUCUAAAGAUGGAAAUAAAGAUGGAAAAAACAAAAAACGUCAACAGAAAUUUAAACAACAGAAAAAGUGUCCUUCACUUAAAUCUAAAGUUUCAAAACGAACGUUUAGCAGAAAUGUUUCUCGAUUGGAUGUAUCUCUUGUAACAAAAGAAAUGUUAGACAACAUACAUUAUCGCUCUGUAGGAAAAAAAUAUAGUAGUGAUAAAGGGACCACUUGCCACCAAUGCAGGCAGAAAACUUUGGACCAAAAAUCAUACUGUCGGCACGAGAGUUGUAAAGGUAUGAGAGGUAUGUUCUGUGGUUUUUGUUUGGUUAGACGAUAUGGUGAAGAUGUAGCUCAAGCUUUAUUAAAUCCGGUAUGGGCUUGUCCACCAUGUCGCGGUCAAUGUAACUGCAGCAUUUGUAGGCGUUAUCAAGGCAAAAUUCCAACUGGACAAUUGGCACAAGUAGCUAAAGCUAAAGGAUAUAAGUCUGUUUGCGAUCUGUUAAGGACAAUAGAAGGAGACCCAUGUGAACCGCAAAAUCAUAAUCCCAUAGAGAACCCCAUUGAACUUCAAAACAGUAAUGUAGUUGGUUUUACCGGUACCCAGUUAAAGAAUGAUGUGGCUGUACUUGAUGAACACAAGUCUGAAAACAAGGUCAAGAAUUUAAAAUCAAUUAAAAAGGAUGAAGAACAAUGUAACUCUAAAAAUUAUAUAGAAGAGCAUAGAGAAACGUCAGAAAUGAUUAUUGAUAAACUCUAUGAGAAAAUAAUGGUGUCUACAUAUAAUUAAAAGAAGAUAAUUAAAAAAAAUUAAACAUAAGCAGCAAAUAAUCAUAUAACUUACUAAUACUAUAACUAAUAGUAUUAAGUACUAUAUUUUAUAAGUAAAUAAUAAUUUUUUUUUUCAACUUAAACCUUGGUUUAUUUUUUUACCAUGAGUAAAAGUAAUUAUAAAAGUAAUAAUUUAAUUAAAAGUUAUAAAUUGAAGUUGAACUGUUAUGAAAAUUACAGUCAAUACAGAUUCUAUAUAAGUGUAAAAUGAUUUUUUUGGCAUUACUAUUUAUGUGUUAUUGAAAAGUGCUCAUAAUGAAUAUUAUUCAAUCAUAUAAAGAUGCAUGUAUUUUUUUUUUUUGGCUUAUUUAUCUUUAUAUAUUUUUAGUUAUACAAGUAAAAUAUGUAUUUUGGUUUUAUAACUUAGUGAGGUAAGCCACAAACAGCAUAUUUAUUUUUCAGAAAUUAUGUUUUUUUUUUGUUCUUAUACAUUUUGUUUUCUAUUUUGUUUGAAUUUUGACAGUUAUCACUUGUAAC
This is a messenger RNA of Metopolophium dirhodum (rose-grain aphid), 1874 nucleotides long. RefSeq lists its product as uncharacterized. Bases 283 to 1356 code for a protein of 357 amino acids. The record is from RefSeq and is a predicted model, not a curated record. The transcript has 6 exons. Gene Ontology annotation, cellular component: nucleus. Gene Ontology annotation, biological process: regulation of DNA-templated transcription. NCBI's taxonomy places the organism in Eukaryota, Metazoa, Arthropoda, Insecta, Hemiptera, Aphididae.